UGAGUGCGUAGACAGUCAGCUGGGGCUGGAAGUGUGUGUGGACGGUACUGAACCGGAGGGGUGUGUGUGUGUUCAAGUGGGUGUAGGGGUACAGUGUAGAUGUGUGUGUGUGACCGGGAGCCCCGUGUGGCUUUGCUUGGCUGAUCACAACAGCCGUCCUAUCCCCGCGGAGGCUCCCAGCAUGCAGAUAGUGUGAGCAGUCAGGAGAAAGGUUUUGACAGCGCGUGUCACAGCCUCUUCUGCCUACGCAGGCAGGCACUCGGUCAGACAGCUGGCCAGUUCUAUGGAGGUGACAACAGCGAGGCAGGAGCGGGCUAAAAUCGAGCUUCUCUCUCUUCAGGAUUGUUGCCCUCUCUCUGACUGAACCUGUCCCCGGAUUGGAUCUAAUUGAUUUCUCCUCCAAGCGUCGCAUCUUCGAGAGCCCAAGGGGCUGUUUUCACGGGGGAGAUCCAGCAGCCUACUCAUGGAGGAACAGGCUGCGUCCAACAGCAGUCCCCAGCAUGGGCGAGGCCAUGGCCACAGCCAGGCCAAGCACAAUGUCAUCAGGUGUGGGUGGCUGAGGAAGCAAGGGGGCUUUGUCAAGACUUGGCACACCCGUUGGUUCGUGCUCCGGGGAGACAAGCUCCACUAUUACAAAGAUGAGGAAGAGACCAAAGCCCUGGGAACCAUUUUCUUACCUGGAAACAGGGUUACAGAGCACCCAACCAAUGGGGAUGAAGGUGGAAAAUUUCUGUUUGAAGUCGUCCCAGGGGGAGACAGGGAGCGGAUGACAGCCAACCAUGAGACCUACCUUCUUAUGGCCAACACCCAGAAUGACAUGGAGGAUUGGGUGAAGACCAUUCGCAGAGUCAUAUGGGCACCCUUUGGUGGAGGGAUCUUUGGCCAGAAGCUGGAGGAGACGGUGCGCUACGAGAGGCGUUUCGGGAACAAGCCGGCCCCUAUGCUGGUGGAGCAGUGUGUGGACUUCAUCCGCCUCUGGGGGCUAAGAGAGGAGGGCCUCUUCAGGUUGCCUGGCCAGGCUAACCUCGUCAAAGAGUUACAGGAUGCCUUCGACUGUGGGGAGAAGCCCUCCUUUGACUGUAAUACAGAUGUCCACACAGUUGCAUCUCUCCUGAAGCUUUACCUUCGAGAGUUACCCGAGCCUGUCAUCCCCUUCUCUAAGUAUGAUGAGUUCCUGGCCUGCACCAAGAUGCUCAACAAGGAGGAGGAAAUGGGAAUGAAAGAACUAAAAGGCCAUGUGGAAAGCCUACCUCCAGUGAACUACAAUUUACUCAAGUACAUAUGCAGGUUUCUAGAUGAAGUGCAGUCCUAUUCCGGUGUGAAUAAAAUGAGUGUACAAAACCUGGCCACAGUCUUCGGUCCAAAUAUCUUGAGGCCAAAGCUGGAGGACCCUAUGGCGAUGAUGGAAGGUACCGUGUUGGUCCAGCAGCUGAUGGCUGUUCUGAUUGGUCGCCAUGACGUGCUGUUUCCGAAAGGUGACGACAGCCCCACAGCACUGGAGCUGUGCAACAACAACAACAACGACCUCCUGUCGCCUCGGCGCCUCGGCGCCAUGACGACGGGCCAGAAGCAGAACGCAGAGAACAACAACACACAGGCUGUGAGGCAGUGUGUUUGGGAGACCCCCGAGUCGCCGCAGCGCCAACAAGUGGACAACGGCUCGUCACGCCCCUCAAGCCCGCGGAACGGCUUCAUGGGCAUCACUGGCCGCUUCGACCAGACCCGCAGCCCACCACUGAUGGUGAAGAAGAACCCGGCCUUCAGCAAGGGCAGCGGCAUCGUCACCAAUGGCUCCUUCAGCUCCUCUUCCUUGUCGGAUAUCACCCAGGAGAAGAGCCUGGCCGUGCCAGGGGGGGGCGCCCUACAGGUCCGCCGCACCGGCACUCUGAAGGGCUCCGGCACCAAGAUGGGCACCAGCGGAGUUCCAAAUGGAGGCGGCGCUGGCGGAGUACGCAUGGGUGUGUCCAGCACGGAUGUGGUUAAUGGGACCGUGAACGGACGCAAUGGGCUAUGGGUGCCCAAUGGGUACGUUACACUACGGGACAGCAAGCCCCGGGACUGCCCGGCAGGGGAGCAGACGAGCCAGAACCGCCUGUCGACGUACGACAAUGUCCAGAACCAGCAACAGCAGAACCAGCAACAGUACCAGCCUUGUCUAGUCAGCAGUAGCGAGGACAAGCAGAGUGUCGACAGCGCCACCUGGUCUACGUCCUCCUGCGAGAUUUCUCUCCCCGACAACUCCACCUCCUGCCGUUCCUCCACCACCACCUGUCCAGAGCAGGACUUUUACGGGUGCCACUACGAGGACCCCUUACUCCUGGAUGGGGCCUCCCAGGAUGAGGCCCCCCAGCCGGGGGGAGGGGAUGGGGAACACCAGAACGAGAAUGGAGGAGGGCGGGGCAGCCGUGCCACCAGCAGCAGUGACAACAGCGACACGUUUCCUGUGAGCAACGGAGCAGGAAGUCACAGUGCCCUGCACAGCUUGGUGGCCAGCCUCAAGCAAGAGAUGCAGAAACAGAAGUUGGAGUAUGAAGCAAGGAUCAAAAGCUUGGAACAGCGUAACCUGGAGCUGGAGACGGAGAUGGUGGGUCUGCACGAGGAGCUGGGCCAAGAGAGGAAGAAGUACACCAUGGUGGAGAUCAAGCUGCGCAAUGCAGAGCGGGCCAAGGAUGACGCCGAGCGCAGGAACCAGAUGCUGCAGAAGGAGAUGGAGCAGUUCUUUUCCACCUUUGGUGACCUCACAACCGACCCCCGGCCAGAGCGUGCCAACACAAUCUGGAUUCAGUGACGGGGUGAGGGGCUUUACCAUCUCAGUACAGGGUGUGAGAAAAUGCCCAAGAGGCGGAGAUGAGGGUCGAGUGAGAGCUCGAGAAAGAAGCCAGCGGGGAGGAACUUUGGGGAGUCGGUGUGUGUGCUGCU
Osmerus eperlanus (European smelt) is the source of this 2919-nucleotide messenger RNA. It is a transcript of the gene arhgap24, whose product is annotated as Rho GTPase activating protein 24. Bases 464 to 2788 code for a protein of 774 amino acids. The transcript is spliced from 10 exons. Gene Ontology annotation, molecular function: GTPase activator activity. The record is from RefSeq and is a predicted model, not a curated record. Lineage: Eukaryota; Metazoa; Chordata; Actinopteri; Osmeriformes; Osmeridae. Gene Ontology annotation, biological process: signal transduction; negative regulation of ruffle assembly; negative regulation of Rac protein signal transduction. Gene Ontology annotation, cellular component: focal adhesion.